AUGCACGCAUGCCCCAAUGAUUGCAUCUUGUAUAGGAAGGAGUAUGAGGAUUUAACUCAUUGUCCUAAUUGUGGUAUCUCAAGGUGGAAGGAAGGCAAAGAUUCAAUCUUGAAAGAGGGUGUGCCAGCGAAGGUGGUGUGGUAUUUUCCUCCAAUUCCAAGGUUUAAAAGGAUGUUUCGAUCACAUGAGACCGCUAAGAGUUUGACUUGGCAUGCUGCUAGAAAAUCAAUUGACGGUUAUAUGUCUCAUCCAGCGGAUUCCCCGUCUUGGAAACUUCUUGAUGAUAAAUGGCCCGAGUUUGGUAAUGAGCCGAGAAACUUGAGAUUGGCUCUUUCAUCUGAUGGAUUCAAUCCCCACAGUUCUCUAAGUAGCAGAUAUAGUUGCUGGCCAGUUAUCUUAGUUACAUAUAAUCUCCCUCCAUGGCUGUGCAUGAAACGAAAGUUCAUGAUGUUGACCUUAUUGAUUUCCGGUCCUAAACAGCCCGGAAAUGAUAUAGACGUCUACUUGGAGCCUUUGAUUGAUGAUUUAAAAUCUUUGUGGGAUGGGAUUGGAGGAGUGUAUGAUGCACAUAAUGGAGAAUACUUUACACUCAGAGCUGCAUUAAUGUGGACAAUUAAUGAUUUCCCCGCCUAUGGAAACUUAUCUGGUUGUGUUGUUAAAGGAUAUAAAGCUUGUCCAAUAUGCGGCGAUGAUACACCUAGUCACAGGUUGAAAAAUGGCCACAAAAUUUGUUACAUUGGGCAUAGAAAAUGGUUACCGAUCAAUCAUCCAUAUAGGAGGCAACGUGCAGCUUUUAAUGGGAAACCUGAAUAUGGCACGCCUCCUGAGCCAUUAACCGGAGAAGAAGUGCUGCAUAUGGUUGAAGAUGGUGACAGAGUUUGUUGGAAGAAGAAAUCAAUAUUCUUUGAUCUCGAGUAUUGGAAAUACCUUCCUGUGAGGCAUGUCCUAGAUGUUAUGCACAUUGAGAAGAAUGUUUGCGAUAGUAUCAUUGGUACAUUGCUGGAGAUCCCUGGAAAAAAUAAAGAUGGGAUUGCUGCUCGAUUAGAUUUAUUGAACAUAGGGGUCAAAACUGAUUUGCAACCCGAGUAUGGAGAAAGACGUACUCGUUUGCCUCCCGGGCCUUGGAAUUUGUCAAGAGCAGAGAAGAGAGAGGUUUGCAAUUCUUUCUAUGGUAUGAAGGUCCCUGAAGGUUAUUCUUCAAAUAUAAAAAAUCUUGUAUCUUUACAAGAUUCAAGACUUCUUAGCCUUAAAUCACAUGAUUGUCAUACCUUAAUGCAACAAUUGCUCCCUGUGGCAAUUCGUUCUGUUUUGGAGAAGCCUGCAAGGUAUGCAAUAACUCGUUUGUGCUUCUUCUUCAAUGCUAUAUGUGCAAAGACUGUUGAUGUUCCCAAGCUAGAUAAGUUGGAAGAAGAUGUAGUAGUUACUUUGUGUUUGCUUGAGAAGUACUUUCCCCCUUCAUUCUUUGAUAUCAUGGUUCAUCUAGUAGUACAUCUUGUCAGAGAAGUUCGUCUGUGUGGGCCAGUAUAUUUUAGAUGGAUGUAUCCGUUUGAAAGAUAUAUGAAAGUGCUAAAGGGGUAUGUUCAGAAUCGUACUCGUCCCGAAGGUUGCAUUGCUGAGUGGUAUAUAGCUGAAGAAGCUGUAGAGUUUUGUACCGAGCAUUUAUCUGAUGUUAGUACAGUUGGAGUGCCUUCAAGCCAAAAGAUGGGAGUUUCAAAGCCAUUAUCAGGUUGCACAGUGAGCGUAGUUGAUCGGGACCUGUUGAACCAAGCACAUCUAUAUGUCUUGGAGAAUACGGAGGAAGUCCUACCUUAUAUCGAGCAACAUAUGAUCCACAUCCAGACCGCUUAUCCAAAAUUUAGAAAGAGAACAAAGUGGCUGCAGGAUAAGCACAAUAGCACUUUCAUUCAAUGGCUACGCUUCAAGGUUCAAAGUGAACUUAAUGAGGAAGACAAUCAUGGCGUAUCAGAAAAUUUAAGGUGGCUAGCAGCUGGUCCAAACAUGGCAGUGCCAUUAUAUAGGAGCUAUCUCAUUAAAGGUAUUAAAUUCAACAUCAAGGCACAAGAUGAUGUGCGGACAACUCAAAAUAGUGGAGUUUAUUUACUUGCACAUACUAUGCAAGUUGCUAGUGCCAAGGAUAAAAACCCAAUUCUCUCAAAUAUGGGUUUCUAUGGUGUCAUUCAAGAAAUUUGGGACCUUGACUACCAAAAGUUUACAAUCCCAGUCUUUAGGUGUGAUUGGAUUGAUAAUACUUCUGGUCUUGUAGUGGACGAACUUGGAUUUACCCUUGUAGAUUUGAGUAAAAUUGGACAUAGGAAUGACCAAUUUGUUUUGGCUUCUCAAGUCAAACAAGUAUUUUUUGUUGACGACCCGAUGCAUCGUGGUUGGUCGGUAGUGUUAUCAAUGCCUAAUAGAGAAUAUAAUGAUGUUAUUGGUGAUGAUGUCUUAGGUGAUGUGAGAAUUGAGUGUGAGCCAUUUACUAGGGGGAUGCCAAAUGUUGACACAUUUGAUGAAGUGGUGGUUGAGUUAGGGAGUCAAAAUAUUCGAGAUGGGUGUGAAGAUAUAUGGGUUGAAUGA
This is a messenger RNA of Prunus armeniaca (apricot), 2574 nucleotides long. The record is from the annotation of a GenBank genome assembly. NCBI's taxonomy places the organism in Eukaryota, Viridiplantae, Streptophyta, Magnoliopsida, Rosales, Rosaceae.